This is a messenger RNA of Zygotorulaspora mrakii, 1989 nucleotides long. RefSeq names its product Msc3p (gene MSC3). Bases 1 to 1989 code for a protein of 662 amino acids. The record is from RefSeq and is a predicted model, not a curated record. The transcript has a single exon. Lineage: Eukaryota; Fungi; Ascomycota; Saccharomycetes; Saccharomycetales; Saccharomycetaceae.
AUGGUAUUUGGAUUGACCAAAAAGGAACAUAGGGUCCCGGACCUUUCGAGGUACGAUUAUUACUACAGAGACAAACAAAAUGGUGAGAGGAAUCCCCAGCUAUCGGCAGCUGCAGCUUACGCUGCAUCUACCGGUUUGGCAACUCACGGGGCUACUGGAAGGUCUCAGCAGCCAGGAAGGGCGCAGUCAAUGACGCAUAGUGCUGGAUAUCAGAGUGCUCAGUAUAAAAAUAGGGUUCCUGAUCGUGUUCUUUCCGUGGGUGCCAUGAAUAGCAGUAGAAACUCUGGUGUUGUUCCGAACUACAGGACGUACUCUUUGAGAUCUCAAUCGUCCGGUCAACCGGGACAAGGUAGAACAAGUUCUAUUGCCUCUUCAAACAAAUAUAACAGACGUAACUUACCCGUUUCGGUUAACUCCAAUCCGAGUAAUGGAUCAAGAGCCAAUUCUAUAACAGUCAAGACAACCGAAGUGAAAGAUCCUCAUGGAAGAACUCAGUCCAUCACAAAAAGAACCAUUAAAAGGGUUAAUGGAUACGAAUAUGUAGAAACUACAACAACUACAACGCAAGCAAUCCCCCUUGUUGAUUCAAACAGGCAUUUUGAUGAGUUUAGUGGCAACUUUAUCUUGCAGGAGAACGGAUUAGAUGAGCUUUCGGAGGAGGACGAUUCGCACAGUACAGCACCUGCCGUUGGUCAUGCAUAUGCAGCACUUACAGAACCCCGAAAUUCAUCCCAAUACGAUGCUGAAUUACAGCUGUCAGAUGGAGAAGUACCGUUGGAUCAAACCAGCAGUAUUUCUGCAUUUUCAGAUGCUUUGGAAUACCCACCUGGUGAGAGGAAGAGAAAUGGCAAAAAAACUAUCAGAAACAAGGUACAACGAUCAGCAGCACCAAAAAAAAAAGCUGACAGCCAUUUAAAAAAAAAAAGGGCCACUCAAAGUCACCCAAUGACUGAACAGGAGAUGUAUAACAAAGCGCUUGCUGUGGCUCAACAAAAGGUUUAUAGCCAGAGCAAUUAUUCCGGAAAUAUUCCUGUCGAAAAGAACAACCGAAUGAGCACUUUAGGACAGAGAAAUCUAAGAGAAGAACCGCGCGUUACGGGUAAAGCACCAACUACUGGUGAAAAUUCAAGAAGAGGUUCAAAAAAAAUAAGUGGAUUCUUCAACAAGAAUAAUAAAGGCGAUGAUUCACCAAUAGAGAAACCGUCUCCUGCUGUAAAAGCAAUCACUGAGCUAAACAACUCAUCCAGUAGACUCAUUGCUGACGAUGAAAUGUACGCGCAGGCAUUGGCAAUCGCGCAAAAUAAGUAUAACAAGCAGCAUGCAAUUGAAACAGUCCCUUCUGUUCAGGUGGAGGAUAAUUUAUCGCAACCACAUGCUCGAGUUCCGCAAAAACAUGCUCAGGCAACCCAAACAAAACCUCCAACUCAAAGUACACAAAAUUUACCGGGGGUGCAAUCUAUGCGUGAGGACAGGCAAGACCUGGCUGAAAAACUAUCAGGGGCUUCGCACGAGACGAACGACAAUUCCAGAAAUCUUUCCAUUGAAGAACAAGACUCGCAAGUAUUCGAAACGCAAAAUGGUACCACUGCAACAAAGACAACAACGGCUUCAGAUGUGCUUCAAGUGCAAGAGCCAAUUUCAGUGACGGAAACCUUAAAGAAAAAUGAAAGUGGUGAACGUAAAUCAAAACUCAAAAAUGUGUUUGAUAAAAUUAAGCAGUUUUCCGCUGAAAAUAGCGGUUACCAGCCACCAAAGAGGGAGAAACAGCUUGCAAGUGCGAAUUCCCCAUCCGCCGCUGCUCCCACUCCUUCGGGGCAAAGGUCUUCGUUUCAAAGAACCACCGUGCCAGAAAUAGGGCAACAAGCAUCGACCCACGCAAUCGGGCAAGAAAAUGAAAACAUGGCAAAUAACUCCGCUGAAAAUGGAUCUGGUUUAUCCAAACAGAAGGGCAAGAAAAACUUCAUUUCAAAACUUUUUAAUCGUUCUUAA